AUAUAACUACAUUUUUAUCAUUUUCAUUACGCUCAGCAAUAAGCACGACCAGAAAACCCUAAUUUGAGCUCUUCGAUCAAAGAAUGAGAACUAAAAAACGAAGCACCAGGCCCCCCUUCUCGAAAUCGUCUCGCGGAUCAUUCUCUUCUACUACCACUAGGCGACUUCCUUCACCUAUUCCGUACAUCUCUGUGAAGGACUCAAAUGCAGAAGAUAGUACGGACUUGAUGGAACUCGAACAAACAAGCGAGGGCGAUGGUGAUGUUCAGGGUGAUAGACGAGAAAGUAAUGUGUGUAAAGAAAAGCAGGAUGGUUUAAAUAUUAUGGAUUUAGAUUUGUCGGAGGAGAAGACUUGCAUAAAAUGUAAUGUAGGUGGGGAAUUGCUGCUUUGUUGUGGAAUUGGUUGUCCAAUUGCUCUUCAUGACAAGUGUAUCCCAUUUAACCCUAGAUAUGAUGAAGAGGGAAACUUUUACUGCCCUUUUUGUUGGUAUAAACGUCAACUUGACAUGGCUGAAGAACUGAGAAAGAAGGCUUUGCUAGCGAAGAAAAAUUUGCAGGAAUUUAUGGAUUUUGAACCGGUUGAGGUUGAUCAUGCUAAAGAGAAGCAUAAUGAUGGGAAAGCAAAAGGAAAUGAUUCAAAUGUCAGACCUGUAGUGGGGGAGAGAAACCAAAAUGAACAUUUGAAGAGAAUGGAGCAAGGAAAGAAUAAUCAAGCUGGUGAUGAGCAAGAUGAGAGAAUUUUUGAGGAAGAAGAGCAAGCAGAAUCUUUAAAAUUAAAUGCUCACUGUGUUGAAGAAGAGAGUGUUGUUGAUAGUGCACUUCAUAAAUCAGCACAAGUAACAUCUGAAACUACAAAAGCAUCUGAAGGAAACCAAGUCAGGGAGGAGGAAAAAGAGCAAAUACAUCAGGGUGGACCUGAAACCAAUGUGACAUAUACUGGUGGAGAUGCGGCAUUAAAUGUGCCUGAAAUGUGUGAUUCGGAUACUGAGAUUGUCGCAGGGAGACAGAAUUGUGGCAGGAGACCAAGUGAGAGAGGAGGAGACCAAGCGAGAGAGGGGGAAAAAGAGCAAAUACAUGGCGACGCGCCUGAAACCAAUGUGACAUAUACUGGUGCAGGUGUGGCAUUAAAUAAGCCUGAAAUGGGUUAUUCAGAUACUGUUCCAAUGAAUAAUCAAAGUGCUGAUGUACCAAAGAAAUCAUCAUUUCAUCCACACACCACUUCAGCAGAUGAAGCUAUGAAACAAAAGGAGGAAGUUCCUGCUAAGAUAUCCACAAACCUGCCAUUCUCUCACGAAGGGCGUAAAAGGUUUCCAUGGAAAUCUGAGGAGGAAGAUAAGCUAAAGGAAGGACUUCAGAAAUUUUCAACCAAAAAUAAAAAUAUUCCUUGGAGGAAAAUUUUAGAGUUUGGUCGAGAUGUAUUUCAUGUAAGUCGAAGUCCUGCUGAUCUUAAAGAUAAAUGGAGGCAAAUUGUGGCCAGAGAGUCUUUAACAACUAAAGUCGGUCAUCUUGAUUCAUAGGACUAGGAAGUGGAAGGUUAAUUUUGCCUUUUGUCGUUAAUAGUGUGAAUAUAUGGGGCACCCAAGUAUGUGUGGAUACAGUCUGUGCCUUGUGAUUUUGUUGAAGCCCUUUCUCAGUUUCUCUUAGUAGGAAAGACUGUGAACGAAAGAUGGAAGUGGUAGGUUAAUUUUGCCUUUCGACAACAGUAUGAAUAUAUGUGGCCCCCAUGUACAUAUGUGGACACAAUGUGGGCCUUAUGAUUUUUGUUGAAGCCCUUUCUCUUAGAACAAAAGGGAGUAAACGGAAGGUGGCGCCAUGGUGGCAAGUUUCAUUUUCCUGUAGAUAUAAAUAGUAUGUUGAUAGUUUUGAAUCAAAUGGCAUAUGGAAUGUAAUUGAAAGUGCUUGACUUGA
This is a messenger RNA of Hevea brasiliensis (rubber tree), 1908 nucleotides long. RefSeq lists its product as uncharacterized. Bases 84 to 1517 code for a protein of 477 amino acids. The record is from RefSeq and is a predicted model, not a curated record. The transcript is spliced from 4 exons. NCBI's taxonomy places the organism in Eukaryota, Viridiplantae, Streptophyta, Magnoliopsida, Malpighiales, Euphorbiaceae.